This is a messenger RNA of Melampsora larici-populina 98AG31, 339 nucleotides long. RefSeq lists its product as uncharacterized. The transcript has 3 exons. The record is from RefSeq and is a predicted model, not a curated record. The coding region runs from base 1 to 339 and encodes 112 amino acids. NCBI's taxonomy places the organism in Eukaryota, Fungi, Basidiomycota, Pucciniomycetes, Pucciniales, Melampsoraceae.
AUGGAAGAACAUGGCAUACAACAGAAGCUAGAGGAACAUCUGGUGAAGCUUCUCGACCUGGAAGAGCAGGUGAAAGAUGCACAGAAGCGCAGAGGAAAUCGGACCAAAGCUGAGAUGGACAAAUUUCUAACAUUGCCAUCUUCAAUUGUCUCACUCGAAAAGGCAGUGGCUGAUAUCACUUUGGAGUUGGGAACACCUGAGUUCAAUCGCCUUCGGGAGGCUACUGCGGAGGCACUGAUACGCGUGCGGUUGGCAAAGAUGAAGCUAUAUGAGGCUAAGGUGGGAAUAGUAGAAGCUCAAAAAAAGUGGGAUAAGGGUGGUCAAGGCAAGUGUGUUUAG